UUUGGGACCUUCUGCAGCCGUUCAUUCUGAACUCAUUCGCACAAGAAGCACUCUUCACCGCACGGGACCUCCGGACCGACUAUGACUGCGCAGACCCCGGUUCAAGACGCAUUCGGCCAGCAAUGGGACCGUCUCUCCUCCCCGGCCUCGCUUCAUUGCGCGCUGGAGAGCUCCAUGAGACUUUGGAAGCAGCCGAGCUCCGUUCCUCCGGUA
Molecule: messenger RNA, 213 nt
Organism: Geodia barretti
Lineage: Eukaryota; Metazoa; Porifera; Demospongiae; Tetractinellida; Geodiidae
Source: the annotation of a GenBank genome assembly